This is a messenger RNA of Chelonia mydas (Green sea turtle), 4626 nucleotides long. It is a transcript of the gene NCAPG2, whose product is annotated as non-SMC condensin II complex subunit G2. Bases 666 to 4196 code for a protein of 1176 amino acids. The record is from RefSeq and is a predicted model, not a curated record. Gene Ontology annotation, cellular component: condensin complex; nucleus. The transcript is spliced from 27 exons. Gene Ontology annotation, biological process: mitotic sister chromatid segregation. Lineage: Eukaryota; Metazoa; Chordata; Testudines; Cheloniidae.
AGGGAACAUCUAUGCUGCGAUCAGACAGCAGGGGCUGGCCCUGCCAGCUGAUCUGGGCUGGGGCUGAGCGACUUUUAAUAGUUCGCCCUUGGGCAGCAACAGCCUGAACCCUGGGAUCCUCUGCCUCAGAGACGGCUUCCUGACAUCAUGGGGAGCCGAGGUCAGGCCGUGAAAUCUGUGCCUGGGUGUGUGUGGAGGACCCUCCGCCCAUGACCCGCUGCGGGGCGGAGGGCGGCGAUGGAAAGUGCGUGGGGGAACGCGGAGAGCUGCUCGAGUCCAAAGGGACGCUGCUCGCCUCCAAGAGGCCUUGCUGAGGCGCAAACGCCGCCAACUGGCUGGCGAGCGCAGGAACUGGAGAGCAGCCAUAUCCCCUCCCACCUUGAGCGGCGGCAACCCCUAACCAGCCAGCUCCUCCCUUCAACGGCCGCAGCGCUCGCGCGCGCACGUCACGCCCUUUGUUGUGCAGACAGAGUCGAGUGGGUGGACGUAGAGGCGACGGGUGCGCGCUCGCACUUCCCCUCGCGCACGGCUGUGUAGCGGCGCUUGCGUAAGGGGCGUUGACGGUUAACGGCCGCCGCGCCGCGGGAGAAUUCGAAACGGGGAGAGCGAGCGCAGAGCGGCUCGGGCCGAUCUUCACAAAUUAAGCACCUUUGGAAAAAUAAAUCAUGACAAGACGUGAAGCAUUUCUACAAGUUGUAUCUACAGAUACUGUUGAAGAGUUUGUGCAUUAUUUGCAGCUUCAUAAAGAUCCAUUUGAUCCAUUUGAUCUGAAUGAAUUGCUUCAGGAAUUACCAAGAAAACAGAAGGAAGUAUUAUGGGAGAGGCUGACGCAUCUAUUAACACAAAUUUUGGUAGAGAACCCAGUGGAAGGAUGGCGGAGGAUUGAAGAUGAAAGUGAUGAUGAUAUGGAAAUAGAGGAAAGUCCCAAAAUGAAACAAAUGACAGCUGUGAUCCAAGGGGUGACAACUGUAGUUACUGCUUCGAUACCUGUAGUAGAUGAAAAUAUAAACUACAAAGCUCUUCUAGAAUGUGCUCUAAUAUUAAAUGGUAUUUUUUAUGCAUUAUCUGAAUCUGAAAAAGUCCUGCAGGGUGCCAUCCAGCAAUUAUGUGGUAUGUGGUGGGAGAAAGGACUGGAAGGAAAAGAACAACUGGGGAAAACAGCUUUUAUUAUGCUGCUAAGAAAAAGUCUGAAGAGCAAAACUGUUUUGGGUGCAGAUAUAGUUCGUCUAUGGCAUCUACACCAGAUGUUACUGUGUUUUGAUUAUGACCUUGAGGAGAGUUACGAAGUAAAAGAUUUGUUGCUUCAGUGCUUUAUGAGUGUUAACCAUAUAAAAAAAGAAGAGGGAAGAAGAUUCCUAAGCUUUCUGUUGAGCUGGAAUGUAAACUUCAUUAAAAUGAUCCAUGGGACUAUUAAAAACCAGUUGCAGUGUUUUUCAAAAUCUCUGAUGGCAUAUGUUGCAGAAAUCUAUUUCAGGGCUUGGAAGAAGGCUUCAGGAGAGAUCUUAGAGAUUCUUGAGCAUAAUUGCAUUCAGGAUUUCAUGCAUCAUGGAAUUAAUCUUCCUAGGAGUUCUCCAGUGCAUCCUAAAGUGAGAGAGUUACUGAGUUACUUUCACAAACAAAGUAAAGUUCGUCAGGGAGUUGAAGAAAUGCUGCACAGAUUGUAUCAACCUAUCCUUUGGAGAGCAUUAAAGGCCAGAAACUCAGAAGUUCGAUCAAAUGCAGCAUUAUUGUUUGUUGAAGCAUUUCCUAUUCGUGAUCCCCAUUUUAAUAAUGAGGCUAUGGAUAAUGAAAUUCAGAAACAGUUUGAAGAACUUUUCAGUCUUUUAGAAGAUCCUCACCCAUUGGUCCGCUCUACAGGGGUACUUGGUGUUAGUAAAAUAACAUCCAAAUACUGGGACAUGAUUCCUGCCACCAUCCUUGCUGAGCUUUUAAAAAAAUUAAUUGGAGAUCUGGCUUUUGAUGUAACUUCAGCUGAUGUUCGCUGUUCUGUUUUUAAGUGUCUGCCUAUAAUUUUGGACAACAAACUAAGCCACCCAUUACUGGAACAGCUCCUGCCGACAGUAAAAUACAGUCUCCAUGACAAUUCUGAGAAAGUGCGAGUGGCUUUUGUCGAUAUGCUGCUGAAAAUUAAGGCUGUCAGGGCUGCUAAGUUCUGGAAAAUUUGUCCCAUGGAGCAUCUUCUGACUCGUCUUGAAGUUGAUUCACGUCCUGUGUCACGCCGCUUAGUAAAUCUCCUAUUCAACUCUUUCUUGCCUGUUAAUCAACCUGAGGAGGUAUGGUGUGAACGCUGUGUUACACUAAUCCAGAUGAAUCCAGCAGCAGCCAGAAAGUUCUAUCAGUAUGCUUAUGAGUAUACUGCUCCCACCAACAUAGCUAAAUUCAUGCUCACUAUUCGGCGCUGCUUGAAUGCCUGCAUCCAGAGAGCAAUAAAAGAAAAUAAAGAUGAUGAAGAUGAAGAAGAAGAAAGUGAAAAGGAGAAUAUAAGUAUGCUAAAUAAUGUGUUGUCAAUAAACGAUGUGGCUUCCAUGGCAAGUUUACUGGAGAUUACUGUAAUUCUCUGGAGAAGUAUUCACAAAGCACUGGAUCACAAUGAAGAAGCCAAAGGUUACACAAUCAGAAAGUUUGCCUCUGUACUGCCGGAAUAUUUUAAAGCUUUUAAGGAUGAUCGUUGCAUGAUUCCAUUAGUUAUUCUGGCAUCUUUCAUGCCAGCUUCUGCUAUUCCUACAUUCAGCUGUGGUGUGAUCUCUAAAUUGAGGAAUCUUGAGAAGGGAGCUGAUGAAAAUAAAUACUCCACCCUGAUAGACUGCUUGUGUCGCUGGGGACAAGUGGGACACAUUAUGGAGUUAAUCUGUGAUUGGAUGUCCAGUGAGAUGACGCCAAGAAAGAGCAAUACAGCAUCUGAGCGGCGAGUACGUAUCCAAGUAACAAAUGAGUCAAAACCAGAAUUAGCACUUGAUUAUCUAGAAUAUUUAUUAACUCAUUCCAUGAAUCGGGAUUGCCUGCUAUCUGUCCCCGGAAAGAAAUUGAACCAGCUUUUGAAAGUACUUGGAGCUGCAAAGGAGAUGCUUGGCUCGAUUAUGAAAGCAACUGGUGCAGGGUCUCAUAGCUUCAAUCAAGCAACUGCCAUAAGAGCCUUCACCCUCUACUGCAGAUUAAGUAUUCAUCUUCAGCACAAGGUAUUGUUUUUUAAGGAGGUAUUCGUGAGGGAAAAAGACCAUUAUCAAGCUCUGUUUUUAUUAUUGUUUGUUUUUCUUGCACAGUUUUCUUCUGAAGGAAAAGUUUACCUUUCACAUUUGAAGGAGACAGGUGCUUGGAUAGAAAGUCAUGUUCUACCUUCUAUUCUAAUGCAUGAACAGGAGGAGAAUGUUCUAGAGCAGUACACUGAAGUUUCUCAGCUAAUCAUCCAGGCAUAUCUGAAAGUGUGUAAGGAUGCUAUAAUGGUUGGCCUUGGAGAUUCAGAGUUUCAAGCACACCUUUUAGAUGUUACUCUUUCAAUUAUGCAAACAGAAAGAAGCUGCUUUUGUAUUCCUACAUUACUUUGUGUUCUAAAAGAGAUUAUUGAAGCUUCUUUGACUCAAAACAUUGAUACAGAUGAAGAAGUGGCAACAUUUCUCCAUGCUGUUCAGGCUCUGUUCCAGAAAAUUUUAGAAUGUGUGGCACGCAGGCUCAGAAAACAGCGGGAAGAAGGGCUUCAGUUGAUUCAUUCUAUUCAAAUGGCUCUUGGAGAAUUCAUACACACAGUCCAGUGCUGGCAUUCAUCUUGUCCAACAGUUCACCAUGGUGUACUCUCUACUCUCCUAGCUGCAGUAGUGGUUGAGAUAAGUCACACACUGCGAAAGGCUUCAAAUGCAGAAGAACUUGCACCACCAGAGUCCAUUGCAGACCUUCCUCCACUUUCAGGCAGUUUAAUGGCAAUGAUAAUUAAGUCAAUAAAUGUGGUCAGGUCAUUUUUAAAUGAAUUAAUGGAAUGCAUUGUCUGUGAAGAAAUUGAAGGAAUUAUUAGUCUUACAGCUGCUGUGUACAUAGUUGUUAUAAUCAAAGGUAAGCACAAAACUUCACUUGUUAAGGAUAUUGCGCAUGCCCUUCAAAAGAAGCUGAUGACAUGCAGGGAAGUUGCCACGGCAGAAUCUAGCAGCAUUGAAAGAACCGUAUAUGAAUCAUCGAUGAAAAUUUUGGAUGACAUCUUGAAUCCUUGACUGUACCACUGCCUUCAAGUCAUGAAAAGUAGAAAGAAGGAAGAUGUAUUGUUUUUUAUAAAGCAAAGGAAUAUGUUACCUUGAAAAACAUAUUUAAUAUAAUAGUGAAUUGUACCUUAUUGGAAUGCUUGUAUUAUGCUAGCUUAUGCUUUGUACAUACAUACAUAACUGAAAGUCUUAGCAAGCAAAUGAAUAACUUUUAAAAACAAAUCAGUUUUAUAUUCCUUUCAUAUUUAAAACAAUUGUGCAGAAACUUUUAAAGUAUGCAGAAAUGUUUUGUACAUACAUAGAUAAUGUAUUAUUAAAGAUUUUGGAAUGGCUAUGAGGAAGCUAUAUUGUAGGUAUAUUCCAAGUAUUUCAUGUGAAAUAAAAUCAAUACCUUUUAUAUAUUUUUUUUAAAAAAGAGAAUUAAUAAAAUGACUGAACUAUC